This is a messenger RNA of Lolium perenne, 1092 nucleotides long. RefSeq lists its product as uncharacterized. NCBI's taxonomy places the organism in Eukaryota, Viridiplantae, Streptophyta, Magnoliopsida, Poales, Poaceae. The record is from RefSeq and is a predicted model, not a curated record.
AACAGGUUGAGAGGGAGACCGUACAAGAGAUAGAAGAGGCCGUUUGGCUACGGAGACUCCACGUAAGCAGAGAAGCUCGAGGCUCCGAGCUCUCGAGAGUUUCAGUCAGGCUUAGCCACGCAUGGCUUGGGAGCUGGGACCAGCUACAGAGUGAACCGAUGCGGCCGACGAAACCAGCUGCCACGGCGCCAAGGCCGGCACGGCCGACGUCCGGCGUCGCUAGGCUGCUGCAGGCGCCGGCGGUCGUGGCACUGGCCGUCGUGCUCGCGGUGGCGUCGCCGGCGCAACCGCAGAAGGCUUCGGAAGCGGCACCGAAGGACACAUUUCGCAACGUUCCGGGGACGCUCUCCGGGGAGGAGGGCAAGGAGGCGGAGCGGAUCAAGCACCCGAGGUCGCCCGAGGCGGCGCGGUGCACCUCCAAGUGCGUCAGCACCUGCGUCCUCGGCGGCGCCGGUGCGCCCGGCGUCGGAGGCCCCUUCAACGUCAGAAGACCACUGGUGGUGUUCAAGGAUGGUUUCCGAAGCCGGCAGUACUGCCUGGUGGAGUGCUCGGACGUCUGUAACCUGAUCAAGGACGGAGAAGACGACCAAUGAUCCAUCAUCACAUCUCAGCAGCUCGGCUUAAUUAAUGGAGAUUGAAAACCGUCCUCGUCCAACGUCAGUCCAUAUAUAGUCAGCAGACUAAACAGUAGUACUGCAGUAACUUUGAUUUUGCCAAGCUGCACGAGCUCAAUACCGAGCAAGGUGUAAUUUUAGGUGACUGAGAUCUACAAAAAAUACUAUUGGGCGAAUGGGGCGGUGGCCAAAAGAAAUUCAAGCUUUGUUUCAGAGAAAAAACUUUUGUCUGAAUGCAAAGUAUUUCUGGAACGAGCGAAAUGCAGGCAUUUUCCGCAUGCUCCAGCCAUGCCGAUGCUUAUCUUCGUCCACAUCAAGUCGGAGGCCGAUCUUUGGGUGUUAAGCGUUCAAGUGUCAUCUUACUGCGUGAGUAGUCGUUUUUGUGUAAUAUUUUCUACUUCUCUAUAACAAUUCUAAUUCUUUAAUGAAAAUUGGCAACCUUGCCAUUGAGGAAAAAGAAAGGUUGGAGAAACUGCAA